UUUUCUUUUUCUUCCCCACCCCCGGACCGAGUCUUAUUAAUUUCUCUGUGGGGCUGCAGCUGGAGACGGCGGAGCGUUGGAAAUGACGCUCGGAGCUUUAAUUACAGCAGCCGCCGGACAAGUGUGAGGAAAGCUGACAGGAAAAAAGGACGGGAUCGCGUGAAGCAAGAAGCUUCUCCCCGCCACCCCUCCCUUUCCUCCCAAUUUGGACUGGAGGUGCGAGGAAACUGAAAAGUGAGCCGAAUAGAGUCCGGCUGGGGGGAGAGGCCGGAAAGCUACCGCCUGUUUGCAAUCAACUUUUUUUGGAAACCCUUUUCCGAACCCUUCCUUUUUAUUGUUGACCAACCAGGGAGAGAGAGCGAGAAAGUGAGGAGGGAGCGAGAAAGCGGAGGCUUACACGGGGAAAUAGCUGUCCGGCCCGACCAGGAGCACCACGCGCACACACUCGAGCCCACUCCCACCCGCGCGCACCCUCACGCGCACCCUCUCCCCCCGCUUCUCCGGGCCUCGGCCCCGCGGGCAAGGACUGGGUCGUCCGCGCUCGGAGCCGGUGUCCCGCGCGCGCCAGUGCCCCUCGCGCCUUCACGCGCGCCCGGCUGAGGGAUCUCCUCCGUGUGCCCGAAAGGGGAUAUGCCAUUUGGACAUGUAAUUAUCAGCACGGGAUCUGAGACUUCCAAAAAAUGAAGCUGGCGACAGGACUGUGGGUCUGGGUGAGCCUUCUCGUGGCGGCGGGGACCGUCCAGCCCAGCGCUUCUCAGUCAGUGUGCGCAGGAACAGAGAAUAAGUUGAGCUCUCUCUCUGACCUGGAACAGCAGUACCGAGCCUUGCGCAAAUACUAUGAGAACUGUGAGGUAGUCAUGGGCAACCUGGAGAUAACCAGCAUCGAGCACAACCGGGACCUCUCUUUUCUGCGGUCUAUAAGAGAAGUCACAGGCUACGUGUUGGUGGCUCUUAAUCAGUUUCGCUAUCUGCCUCUGGAGAAUUUACGCAUUAUUCGUGGGACAAAACUUUAUGAAGAUCGAUAUGCCUUGGCAAUAUUUUUAAACUACAGAAAAGAUGGAAACUUUGGACUUCAAGAACUUGGAUUGAAGAACUUGACUGAAAUCCUAAAUGGUGGAGUCUAUGUAGACCAGAACAAGUUUCUUUGUUAUACAGACACAAUUCAUUGGCAAGAUAUUGUUCGGAAUCCAUGGCCUUCCAACCUGACUCUGGUGUCAACAAAUGGUAGCUCAGGAUGUGGACGUUGCCAUAAGUCCUGCACUGGCCGAUGCUGGGGACCCACAGAAAAUCAUUGCCAGACUUUGACAAGGACUGUCUGUGCAGAACAGUGUGAUGGCAGGUGCUACGGACCCUACGUUAGUGACUGCUGUCACCGAGAAUGUGCUGGAGGAUGCUCGGGACCUAAGGAUACCGACUGCUUUGCCUGCAUGAACUUCAAUGAUAGUGGAGCAUGUGUUACUCAGUGUCCACAAACUUUUGUCUACAAUCCAACAACCUUUCAACUGGAGCAUAACUUCAAUGCAAAAUACACCUAUGGAGCAUUUUGUGUCAAGAAGUGCCCACAUAACUUCGUGGUCGAUUCCAGUUCCUGUGUGCGUGCCUGCCCUAGUUCCAAGAUGGAAGUAGAAGAAAAUGGGAUUAAAAUGUGUAAACCUUGUACUGACAUUUGCCCAAAAGCUUGUGAUGGCAUUGGCACAGGAUCAUUGAUGUCAGCUCAGACCGUGGAUUCUAGUAACAUUGACAAAUUCAUAAACUGCACCAAAAUCAAUGGGAAUUUGAUCUUCCUAGUCACUGGUAUUCAUGGGGACCCUUACAAUGCAAUUGAAGCCAUAGACCCAGAGAAACUGAACGUGUUUCGGACAGUCCGAGAGAUAACAGGUUUCUUGAACAUACAAUCAUGGCCCCCAAACAUGACUGACUUCAGUGUUUUUUCUAACCUGGUGACCAUUGGUGGAAGAGUACUCUAUAGUGGCCUUUCCUUGCUUAUCCUCAAGCAACAGGGCAUCACUUCUCUGCAAUUCCAAUCCCUGAAGGAAAUCAGUGCAGGAAACAUCUAUAUCACUGACAACAGCAACCUGUGUUAUUAUCAUACCAUUAACUGGACAACGCUCUUCAGCACAAUCAACCAGAGAAUAGUGAUCCGGGACAACAGGAAAGCUGAAAACUGUACUGCUGAAGGAAUGGUGUGCAACCAUCUCUGUUCAAACGAUGGGUGUUGGGGACCUGGGCCAGACCAGUGCCUGUCGUGCCGUCGCUUCAGCAGGGGAAGGACCUGCAUAGAGUCUUGUAACCUCUAUGACGGUGAAUUUCGGGAGUUUGAGAAUGGCUCCAUCUGUGUGGAGUGUGACCCCCAGUGUGAGAAGAUGGAAGAUGGCAUCCUCACAUGCCAUGGACCGGGACCUGACAACUGUACAAAGUGCUCCCAUUUUAAGGAUGGCCCGAACUGUGUGGAAAAAUGUCCAGAUGGCUUACAGGGGGCAAACAGUUUCAUUUUCAAGUAUGCUGAUCAGGAUCGGGAGUGCCACCCAUGCCAUCCAAACUGCACCCAAGGGUGUAGCGGUCCUACUAGUCAUGACUGCAUUUACUACCUUUGGACGGGCCAUUCCACUUUACCACAACAUGCUAGGACUCCUCUAAUUGCAGCCGGAGUCAUUGGCGGGCUCUUCAUCAUGGUCAUUGUGGGUCUAACAUUUGCAGUUUAUGUUAGAAGGAAGAGCAUCAAAAAGAAAAGAGCCUUAAGAAGAUUCCUGGAAACAGAGUUGGUAGAACCCUUAACACCCAGUGGUACGGCGCCUAAUCAAGCUCAACUACGUAUUUUGAAAGAAACUGAGCUCAAAAGAGUAAAAGUACUUGGUUCAGGUGCUUUUGGAACUGUUUAUAAAGGUAUUUGGGUCCCUGAAGGAGAAACAGUGAAGAUUCCUGUGGCUAUUAAGAUUCUUAAUGAAACAACUGGUCCCAAAGCCAAUGUGGAGUUUAUGGAUGAAGCUCUGAUCAUGGCAAGUAUGGACCAUCCACACUUAGUCCGGUUAUUGGGUGUGUGUCUAAGCCCAACCAUUCAGCUGGUUACACAGCUUAUGCCCCAUGGCUGCCUGUUGGAUUAUGUCCAUGAACACAAGGAUAACAUUGGAUCCCAGCUAUUGCUUAAUUGGUGUGUCCAGAUAGCUAAGGGAAUGAUGUACCUGGAAGAAAGACGGCUUGUUCAUCGGGAUUUGGCAGCCCGUAAUGUCUUAGUGAAAUCUCCAAACCAUGUAAAAAUUACGGAUUUUGGACUAGCCAGGCUCUUGGAAGGUGAUGAAAAAGAGUAUAAUGCUGAUGGAGGAAAGAUGCCAAUUAAAUGGAUGGCUUUGGAGUGUAUACACUAUAGAAAAUUCACCCAUCAGAGUGACGUUUGGAGCUAUGGAGUCACUAUAUGGGAACUGAUGACCUUUGGAGGAAAACCCUAUGAUGGAAUUCCAACCAGAGAAAUCCCCGAUUUGUUAGAGAAAGGAGAACGUUUGCCCCAGCCUCCCAUCUGCACUAUUGAUGUUUAUAUGGUCAUGGUCAAAUGUUGGAUGAUUGAUGCUGACAGUAGACCUAAAUUUAAGGAACUGGCUGCUGAAUUUUCGAGGAUGGCUCGAGACCCUCAAAGAUACCUAGUUAUUCAGGGUGAUGAUCGUAUGAAGCUUCCCAGUCCAAACGACAGCAAGUUCUUUCAGAAUCUCUUGGAUGAAGAGGAUUUAGAAGAUAUGAUGGAUGCUGAGGAAUAUCUGGUCCCUCAGGCUUUCAACAUCCCACCUCCCAUCUAUACUUCCAGAACAAGAAUCGACUCAAAUAGGAGUGAAAUUGGACACAGCCCUCCUCCUGCCUACACCCCCAUGUCAGGAAACCAGUUUGUGUACCGAGAUGGGGGUUUUGCUGCAGAACAAGGAGUGCCCAUGCCCUAUAGGGCCACCACCAGCACGAUCCCAGAAGCCCCAGUUGCUCAGGGGGCUACCGCCGAGAUUUUUGAUGACUCCUGCUGUAACGGCACCUUACGCAAGUCCGUGGCACCCCACGUCCAAGAGGACAGCAGCACGCAGAGGUACAGCGCCGACCCCACAGUGUUCGCCCCAGAACGGAGCCCACGAGGAGAGCUGGAUGAAGAAGGUUACAUGACCCCUAUGCGAGACAAACCCAAACAAGAAUACCUGAACCCUGUGGAGGAGAACCCUUUUGUCUCUCGGAGGAAAAAUGGAGACCUUCAAGCUUUGGAUAAUCCUGAAUAUCACAGUGCUUCCCAUGGUCCACCCAAGGCAGAGGAUGAGUAUGUGAAUGAGCCACUGUACCUCAACACCUUUGCCAACACCUUGGGGAACUCUGAAUACCUGAAGAACAACGUACUGUCUGUGCCAGAAAAGGCCAAGAAAGCAUUCGACAACCCUGACUACUGGAACCACAGCCUGCCACCUCGGAGCACCCUUCAGCACCCAGACUACCUGCAGGAGUACAGCACAAAAUAUUUUUAUAAACAAAAUGGAAGGAUCCGGCCUAUUGUGGCAGAGAAUCCUGAAUACCUCUCUGAGUUCUCACUGAAGCCAGGCACUGUGCUGCCUCCUCCACCCUACAGACACCGGAAUACUGUGGUGUAAGCUCAGCAGUGGUUUUCAGGUGGAGAGAGACGCCCGCUCCAGUUUCCCCGCUGCCUCUCUUUCUCUUGUGGUCUUCCCUCUACUCUCAAGGCCAGUAGUUCUGACACUUCCCAGUGGAAGAUAUCAAGAUGCAAUGAUAGUUAUGUGCUUAUCUAACUUGAACAUUAGAAGGAAGGACUGAAAGAGAAAGACAGGAGGAACCACACUGUUUCUUCAUUUCUCUGCAUGGAUUGGUCAGGAGACUGGAACAGCUAGAGAAGGACCAGCAAAUAUGAGACAAUACUGCCUGCUGUCAAACUAGUUCCCAACUUUUUUUUUACAUUGUUUUCUUUGCCUUCCUUCCUUCCUUCCUUCCUUCCUUCCUUCCUGUAUUUCAAUGCACAUGCUUGAAAGACCCAAGCUGCAGGAACCGAAGUGUACAUUUUCAGCAUCCCUGGAAAUCCUAAUGAUGUUUCCAGAAGAACAAAAUGAUAACCUUUUUUAUAAUGUAUGAUAGUAACUAAGAUUGAAAAUCCAAUCUCUUUCUCAGACAGUUUCAAUCUUGACAAGCAAGAAUGGCCAACUCAGCUUUCAUAAGUUUUGAAUCUUCAUCAAAGUUAUAACUAGUAAUUAUGUUUGGAGAGCUCUUUUGUUUUUUCUUAAUUUUGUUUUGCUUUGAUCUGUCUCUUCAUAUUACUUUCUCCCCUCUUUUCAGCUUUAAUUUAUAAUUGCAAACAUUUUUCCAUCAAACCUUCUUAGGUGUUGCUAUAAAUUGAAAGAAUUGUAAAAAGAAAUAUUUUAAUAUGGUGAAAUGGCCACUAUUUUAAAUAUGCAGUCUUUAGAAUUAGAAGGGGAAGCCAAGAUAUUAGUCAAAUGUAACAUCAAAUCUUACUUUUGUGUUUUACACUAUUGAAUAUGUAUCCCCGCCCCAAUCCUUUACAUUCUUCAACAUUUUCUUCCCCUCUAUGAAUGACAGUACUUGAUAGGCAGUUGGUAAUGUUAAGAGUAGAAGGGAAACUAAGAGACAGUUCUGUGUGGUUCAUGAAAACUACUGACACUUUCAGGGGUGAUCCAAUGGGGAAUCCAUUGAACUGGAAGAAACACACUGGAUUGGGUAUGCCUACUUGGCAGAUACUCAGAAAUGUAGUUUGCACUUAAGCUAUAAUUUUAUUUGUUCUCUUUCUGAACUCCAUUUUGGAUUUUGAAUGAAGCAAUAUGGAAGCAACCAGCAAAAUAAUUCAUUUAAGUACUUUUUUUUUUUAAAAAAAGAGCUAAGAUAAAGAAAGACUGUGGAAAUGCCAAACCAAGCAAAUUAGGACUUUGGAACACUUUGGGAUUAUGGUGAGAGGGUCAGCACAUGAUCAACAUGUGAUACCACAUUUCCUAAACAAGGAAAUUUGUCCAGUUUGUAUACUCCACUUGAAGGAAUGCAAGUAAGGAUUGGCUUGAAUUCCAUGGAAUUUCUAGUAUAAGACUCUAUAUUAAGUGGAAGGUAACUCUUUGCACAUAAAUUGGUAUAAUAAAAAGAAAUACAAACAUUCACUGCUUAUAGAUAGGUCCUUGGGUCAAAAGUUGUAAAUAAAUGUGAAAAAACUUCUCAUGUAAUUAUUUUAAUAUCCAACAUACUACUUUUUUGAUACUUUAUAUAAUAACUCUUUUUCUUCAAACACAGCAUCCUAGUUCUAGAGCCACCUUUCUUGUGUAUCACUUUAAAGAAUACCUACUGAGUUAAAAUGAGCAAUGGGAACAAAUGGUAGGAAUGAGUUUUCAGGAAAAGGGGGCCUCAGGUCAGUAAUUAGAAAAAUUAGAUAGAAAUCUCUCUCUUUUAGGAAAAUCUGGCCCAAUUCAUUUGGAAUUUUUAAAAAAUAUUUCUUUCCAAUGUUAAAGUAUUGGGAUCAAAUUUCAAUGUAUAACCUAAUUGAAAGCAAUUAGACUAAAAAUCUCUAUUGGCAAAGAGGAGAGUUUAGAGAAAAAAGAUGAAAAGAAAUCUAGGUUUCUGCCUAUUUUGAAAAGUAGAUCUAUCUAUCCAUUCAGCUCCCUUAUUUUUUCAACUCAUAUUUAUUUAUAGUCUACUAAAAGCACUGUGUUAUGUGGGGAACACCAAGAUAAAUGCAAUACUAUCCCUAACUUUAAAAUUUUACAAUCCAGAUUUAUUUGGCAUGACAUUUAAUUUUUUUAUAUAAUUCAAGGAAUACAAUUGCAUGGACUAUUUUAUGAAUAGUCAUAUAAAAUCAACUCUUUGUUAAAAGAUCUCCUGUGAACUCAUGUGGGACAUGAGUGAAACACCCUACAAGCUCCUGAAGUUAGCAAAUAGGAUACUUUCAGUGUUAUCAUUCAAACACAAACUGUUCUAGAAGGAUAUUGUAUCACUGGCUAAUUGUCCUAUAUGGAUUCUAACUUAACCAUUAAAUCAACAAUAGAUGUUGGUCUUUGGCCAGGAACAUUGGAGAAAUUGGGAUUGGUUUCUUCCUGAGUUAUGAAAAGUGAGGGAAGCUUAAAGGCUGAGGUAGAGCAAGCGUGGGGUUUGUGAGAGCUCUUCCAGUGAAAUUCAAACAUGAACUUCCCAGGGUUGAAGACACAGAAUGAUUCAGGGGCCACAGCCUAAUAGCUUAGAGCUCUUUCACCCAGUCAGAGGAGUAUCCAGGAAAAGGGGUCCUCACAUCAGUGUUUAUGAAAGUUUAGAUAUAAACCUCUCUUUCUAAAUAAAUCUGUACCAACUCAUCACUGACAACAUCCUUGUUGGAUACUAGAACUUGAUUUUUUCUCCUGAUUUACAAUAUUCAUAUGGUUUCUAUGGGGAUAUGAAAAGCAGAAUCACAUAUUGAAGAAGGAAAGAAAAAUAAUUAUUUUACUGUUAAGGUAAUAGAAAUGUAUUCAGUGAAGGUAGUGUCUCUGUCAUCCUAGGAACAUAAGACCCUUACACAUAAGGUACUAAUAACUGGAGAUAGAUGCAAGUAUAAUCCAAAAUGACCCAAAAUGCUUCACAAGAACUUUAUUGUUCCUUUUGAAUGAUUUCUGUAGCACAUACUUGAUUUCAGUUGUUUUAGGAUUUCUCUUUUGAUUUAUUUUUGUCCCCCUAGGAAAACAUAUUUCAGAGUGUAUGAGAGGGAGAAAAAAAAAGUUUCAUUUGUUCCAAAGAAUAACUUAUUCAACUCAGUAGAGUGAAAUUUUGAAAUGCCAAUUAAAGCCUGUGAAGUGCAUCAGAAUAUCAGAUUAUUGUAGGCUAGUUAUAUCAGUGCAAAUAUGCAGAACCAAUUAAGUAAAUUUGAAGAAAAUUAAUAGUCAAAUUACACAGACUGUAUUUUUUAAAUCACCAAAUCUUGUAGCUUAUACCUAUCUUGGGGAAUCUUAUUUCCAGGUAAGAAAAACUGUAUAAUUAAAUGGUUGUUUAGGGCAGUGGUUCUUAGGCAGGUGAGAAAAGAAGUUUUCUGAACCAAGGUAGACCCAGAACCUCAAAGCAUCCUGAACCACAAAGAGAUGCUUGAACUACUGAGUAGAAAUUGAUUUUCCAAAUAUUAGUGGCACAGGUUAGGAUGAAAGUUUUUCUUGGGUAAUAUUCUUGAAAUGGAAUGAAAAACAAUGCAAAACUCAAAUCAGAUUAAAAUGUAUAAACUAAAAAUUUGAGAUUGUUAUCUUAGUAGAUCAGGAAGAAUGACAAUAUUUGUAGCUGGAGAGGAGAAACAGUGUUCUUCUAAGUGUAUAUAAUGUAUGUGUUAAUACCUUGUAAAAUCAAGACUUGGCAUGAAGAUCAUGUAUAUUUCCAAUGCCUAGGACAAACCAGUAGGACUGUGAGAUGCUGCCCCUACAUGAAGUUGAAAGGGUUAUCAACAUGCUUUUUGAAGUGUCAAAAAUUUAAAAAAAAAAAAAAAGGAAAUUGGUUAAGCCCGACAGGGAAGGAUGUAAAUACAUGUUUUUCUAGAGCUAUCUAAACUUUAUUUCAAAACUUGAAUUAUUCAUCCAUCUAUAAAUGUUGGUUAUUUAACUAGUAUAUGUAGUUCAUAAGGUAAUAGAAAAGGUGAUUAUGAAAGCAUGUAUAUAUCUGGACAGAACCAUGAUAAUGCUGUAAGAUGUAGAUUUAGUUAGGUUAACAGAUGUUAAAUGAUUUUAAUACUAUUAAAUAAAUCACACUAGAAAACUAACCACAAAAUAUAAUGUAGCAAAAUAAAAUGCAGGAUAUGAAAAUGUAGGAUGGAUUUUGCAUAGUAAAAAAUGUUUGCCAUUUAAAAUUGUUAUUUGUUAGGUUGAGCUGAAAGUGGGCAUAUAAAAAGCAGGUUCCACUUAUGAAAACUUGCUUUAAAACAUUACAAUUAUUGUUUUUCUCAUUCUCUUAUUCCUUUACCAUUUGUAAAAUGUAUUACGUGUAAAGAGGAAUUUUUCAAAUUUGUUUUGCAAAUACCACCUUGUUGAGUUUAACAGGCAAAUAUGUUACAGGUGACUUUAAGUAAGAGGUUUCAAAAUGAAGUGAAGGAAAUAUAAAUGUUCUAUUACCUUAUGCAGAGACAAAAAAUGAGUGGUGUCAUUUAGUAAACAAACAAAAUGCAUUUAAUUUGUGACAUAUCCUUUCUUUUUUCUAUGAUACCCUCCCAUCUCCAAAAAGAACCCAAGGAAUUAAUUAACAAUAUUCUGAGAAAUAAAUGCUAAAGCAAGCAUUUCAAACUGCCGUAUUUCCAUUGUUUUGGACAAUAGUUGAUAGCCAGAUGAUUUUUAAUAGGGCAAAUGAGAAAUCCAGGUGGAUAAGCUUCUAGUUAUUGAAAAGCCAGAAAACUAAAUCUACUGUAUAUCCUAUGGGCAGAGAAUUCUGCUGGGCCUCUCUUUAUGCAUAUGGUUUUGAAGGACAGCCUGGUACCCAUGCAGACACCUAAAGGCAGACUUAUAUCUGCUGAUUGCCAUUUGCUUAAGAACGAAUAAGAGUAUACAGAUGUAGACUGGGCAUCAUUUUAAAAUAACACUAUCAGUAGAGACCUUGAUAUUACUGAUAUUACAAAGGGGCCAGCUUUUAUACUUCUGGGUAGAAUUAAUACAAUUUUUCUAAUACCAGAGAGCCUUUGCAAAAGUAGUUCUUUCCACAAUUGCAAACAUUAAGCUGUUAUGGGCACAGUGUUGGAUCAGGAGUCCUUCAGUUUAUAUGGACACAUCGCUUUAGUACCAUGGGCUGCUUUGUUCUUUUCAUUAAACAAAAGUCUCUAUGAAAUAAAAUUUUCAGACACUCGGUUCAAGCCCCACUGAUUUUGUAAAGGUGAAAAAAUGUAGGAUGUGUCACUUUUGCAGACCCCUGCCUCACCUCUUCACAGCCAGGUGAUCUUUUGGGCAGAAGAAAUGCUUCUCUAGUCAUGAGCUGAAAAGACUCCAAGCCCCAGUUUCAUGGAGGUUUUCACAUGCUUCCCCUGGAAAAUACUCCCUGACAGUCAGCUUUGCAAGUAAGUGAUUAUCUUGUUAGGAAUCACAGAAACAAUUAAUUUCUUUCUGGACCUUAAGGAAAAUGCUGCCUUUACUUCUUUUACCAUUGGCACAACUACUCCAUUUUCCUUACUUUUCUGCCAUCCUAGUUCAAAGCGGCCCUCUUGAUGCUGUGCCUGUCUUAAGCCAUAGUGGAACUCUGAGGUCCCACACGCUGCUUUGUAAAACAUUGAUUUAGCCUCUGCCCUCAAAUGUCUGACUUUUCCAUAAAAGAUAGUAGCAAUUUGGACAUUGUUUAAAUUAUUUCUCAAAUAAAUGACUACACAGAGCAUACUUUAUGAUGUUAAAAUUAUGCUUUUCCAUGAAUAUCGAUUCUCUUACUAUGCCCUUCUCUGUAGGAAUUUGAGUCGAGUCAGCCCUGUGAUGAAUCUUGAAACUCACAUAUGUGCACAUACCCGUGGUAGGUUUUAGAUUUAAUCUUUUCAUGAAGACUUUACAUUAUAAUAAGUUAUUUUUGCCAGCAAAUUAACUUAUUUACUUUAUUUAUCU
Delphinapterus leucas (beluga whale) is the source of this 10532-nucleotide messenger RNA. The record is from RefSeq and is a predicted model, not a curated record. NCBI's taxonomy places the organism in Eukaryota, Metazoa, Chordata, Mammalia, Artiodactyla, Monodontidae.